Messenger RNA from Candida tropicalis MYA-3404, 2274 nucleotides. It is a transcript of the gene ABZ1, whose product is annotated as 4-amino-4-deoxychorismate synthase. Gene Ontology annotation, biological process: L-tryptophan biosynthetic process. The record is from RefSeq and is a predicted model, not a curated record. The coding region runs from base 1 to 2274 and encodes 757 amino acids. The transcript has a single exon. NCBI's taxonomy places the organism in Eukaryota, Fungi, Ascomycota, Pichiomycetes, Serinales, Debaryomycetaceae.
AUGAUAUUAUUAAUCGACUCGUAUGAUUCAUUCACGAAUAAUUUGGCUCAUUUAUUAAAAGAAAACACGAAUCAAGAAGUUUUAACUAUUCAUAACGAUUCUUUCAAACCUGAAGAAUAUGAAUCAUUUUAUGAGAAAUAUCUUCCAUUAUUUCAUUAUAUUGUUAUUGGCCCUGGUCCAGGACAUCCAUCAAUUGAAUCUGAUGUUGGUAUAAUUAGUUGGUUAAUAAAAAGAUUUCAAAAAGAAACAGAUCUUUCUAAAAUUGUUCCAACUUUGGGUAUUUGUUUAGGAUUUCAAAGUUUGUGUUAUGAAUUUGGAAAUGAUGUUUCAAGAUUGAAACAAGUUAGACAUGGACAAAUCUAUGAUAUACAUCCAAUUGAUGAGAGUGAUUUAUUUCCAGAUAUAAAACCUUUUGGAAGUGUAAGAUAUCAUUCUUUAUUUGUUGGUGAUGAUAAACUCAACGGUGGGAUUAUACCUUUGGCCUACUGCUAUGAAGAUGAUAAGAAGAUAUUAAUGGCUAUGAGACAUAACAAGUUCCCAUUUUAUGGGGUACAAUAUCAUCCUGAAUCAAUUUGUUCUGAUAAAGGAUCUGAUUUAGUUAAAAAUUUCACAAGUAUUGCCAGACUGUAUAAUGAAAAACAUAGACCCUUUGUGUUUAAUGAAAAGAAAAAUGUUGAUUGGUUGGGUCAUCAUGCUGUACAUGAAGAAUAUUUGAUUCAAAAUGGGAAAUUCACUUCUAAUGAAUUGUCAAAUGUCUUUUUCAAGAUGGCACGUCCUGAAAAUGACUCAAUUACCCCGAUUGAUAUUUGUGAUUAUUUUUACAAGCAAGAUGGUGAUAAAUGUAACUUUGUUUUGUUAAAUUCUGCUUCUAUUCCUGGUGAAUGGUCAAUUAUUGGUUUUCCUACACCGGGAGAAAGUGAAAUCAUUACCCACUCAAUUGACGACCCACAAAAUAUCUAUUUGUCCAAGUUUGGCAGAAACCAACAUGAAGUUAAAACCAUAUCAGAGGAUUCCACAGUUUGGGAAUAUGUUGCUCAGAGAAUGAAUGACACGUAUAUUUCUCGUGAAGAUAUUAAACUGAAAAUUGACAACUAUGGAGAUCGUGAAUUGCCAUUUUUCGGAGGGUUUAUGGGAUUGAUUUCAUAUGAAGAAGGACAACAUAUUCUUCUUGAAAAACUUUCAUCAAUUUGUAAAAAAUCCACACCGGAUUUGAAGUUGGUAUUUGUUUCAAGAUUCAUUGCCUUUGAUCAUGUUAACAAGAACUAUUAUGUUGUUAGUAUCAAUGAUUCCACAACUUGGGGUGAUGAUACUUUGAAGUUACUCAAGAACGUAGAUAAAAUCAAUUUGGAUAGUAUUCCAAAUUCAGUCAAGAAUUUGGCUAAAGAUGAAGAUCUGAACUUGAUCAGAUUUGAAUUCCCUAGCCAAGAUACAUACAAGCAACAAUUUGACAAGUGUCAGGAAUAUCUUCAUUCUGGGGAUUCCUAUGAGUUGUGUCUUACUACCCAACUGAAGAUUCACUUACCUGGUUAUAUCAAACCAUGGGAUAUAUAUAAAGUGUUGACACUUCGCAAGAAUCCUUCCCCAUUUUCAUGCUUUAUGGAAUUUGAUGAUUGUUGUUUGAUAUCUUCGUCUCCAGAAAGAUUCUUAUCUUGGAAAGAUGACAGUGAAGGUAAUAAAAUAGUCGAGUUAAGACCAAUCAAGGGAACUGUUAAAAACACUGACGAUGUCACUAUGGAAUUGGCUACAAAAAUACUUAAAACACCAAAAGAAAUGGGAGAAAAUCUUAUGAUUGUUGAUUUGAUCAGGCACGAUUUGUACCAAUUUACAGACAAUGUGAAAGUUUCUCAAUUGAUGACAGUUGAAGAGUAUACGACUGUAUUCCAAUUGGUUAGUGUGAUUCAAGGUAAAUUAUACAAGCAAGGAUAUCAUGGCAUUGAUCUUUUACAUAGAUCCUUACCACCGGGUUCCAUGACUGGUGCACCAAAGAAAAGAUCAGUGGAAUUGUUACAGGAUAUUGAAGCAAUGCAAGAGAAUUUUGUUGGUGGAAGAAGAGGUAUAUAUAGUGGUGUUGUUGGGUAUUGGUCAAUUACUGAUGAUUCUGAUUGGUCUGUAAUAAUCAGAUCAGUUUUCCAUUAUAACGAUGAUAAAGAAAACAAUGAUCGGAACAAACUUUAUAGAAUUGGUGCUGGUGGUGCGAUAACAGUAUUAAGUGAUCAAGAAGGGGAAUGGGACGAAAUGGUCUUGAAAUUAACCCAGUGCAUUACAAGCAUUUAA